Messenger RNA from Tauraco erythrolophus (red-crested turaco), 2246 nucleotides. The record is from RefSeq and is a predicted model, not a curated record. Lineage: Eukaryota; Metazoa; Chordata; Aves; Musophagiformes; Musophagidae.
CUGGAGGAUGUUGGUGACAUUAUUGAAAAGAUUCGCAUAGGACACAAGGGUGGAGGUCUGAACUCUGGAUGGCAUUUGGACCGUGUGGCGAUUCGGAGACUGUUGCCAAGUGGGAAGGGCUCGGAAACUGUCACAUUUCCAUGUGAAAGAUGGCUUGCAAAGUCUGAAGACGAUGGUGAGAUUGUCAGAGAACUGGUACCAUCUGAUAUUUUUACUGAAAAACUCAUGAAGGACGGGACACUCAAGCAGAUAGAAGAAGAAGUUGAAGACCCAUUAGAAGUUCACACGUACAAGAUCAGCGUGUUCACUGGAGAUAUAUAUGGUGCUGGGACAGAUGCUAAUGUUUUCCUAAAUAUCUAUGGAGAUCUGGGGGAUACAGGAGAGAGAAAACUCAGCAAAUCUGAAACGAACUUCAACAAGUUUGAAAGAGGACAGGAGGAUACGUUUACUGUACAGGCUGUGGACCUUGGCAUUUUGUACAAGAUCAAGAUUCGUCAUGACAAUAGCAUGUUCAGUCCUGACUGGUUCCUGGAAAAAGUGGAGAUCCUGGAUGAGACCACAGAGGAGUCGUUUGUUUUCCUGUGUGAGCGCUGGCUCUCUAAAAAGAAAGAGGACAAAAAGAUCGAGCGUACGCUUUAUGAACAGAGCUACGACGGUGAGCGAAACAGCCUGGAUGGCUCGUCUCUCAGCCUGUCGAGUCAGGACAGCAAUGCAAACAUGAAGGAGACCAAAAAAUCCCGCUUGGUGAAGGCGGCAGAAGAAGGAUCACUGAUCCCGUACCACAUCACCGUCACAACGGGCACAGAAUAUGACUCCAGCACGGACAGCCGAGUGUACAUCAUCAUCAUGGGUCCUCAGAAAGUGCAGACGGAGAGGCUGUGGCUGGAUCUCCCAGAAGGAAAAGACGAGUUUGCAGAUGGCUCUGUGGAGAAAUUCUCUGUUUGGGGCCUAGACGUCGGGGAGAUCAAAAAAGUGGAGGUGGGGCAUGAUGGUGCUACCCCUGAGAGCUGCUGGCUGAUGGAAGAGCUGACCAUUGUCGUGCCCACCAAAGGCGUGAUGUAUAACUUUGUCUGUAAGUGCUGGCUGGCCAGAGACAAAGGUGAUGGACGCACUUCACGAAUCCUCAACAUCCUGGAUGCUGACUGUGUCAAUGUUGGCAUCAAGGUCCUCUACGAAGUCACGGUUGCGACUGGAGACAUCGAAAGCGGCGGUACUGAUGCCAGUAUUUUCAUGACUGUCUUUGGAUCCAAUGGCACCACUGAGGAGAUGCAGCUGGACAAAAAUGGGGACAGGUUUGAGCGAGGCCAAGAGGACAGUUUCAUUAUGGAGAUCGCCGACAUCGCACCCCUCAGGAAGAUGAGGAUCCGGACGGAUGGCAAGGGGACCCGCCCGCACUGGUUCCUGGAAAGGAUCAUCCUUAAGAACCUGACCAAUCAAGAAGUGGCUACAUUUACCUAUGGUGAGUGGCUAUCAAAGCUGAAAAAUGCCAAGGGAAGUCUUGUGUGUGAGAUGCCAGCUGUGAUAAAUGACGAGCAGAUGAUGGAGGACACAACGUACACUCUUCAGGUUAAAACCAGUGAUGUUGGAGGAGCAGGCACCGACGCCAACGUGUCCUUGAUCCUGUUUGGGGAGAACGGGGACAGCGGGACCCUGGCUCUGAAGGAGUCCAAUAAGUCCAACAAGUUUGAGAGGAACCAGAUGGACGAAUUUAACUUCUCGGACAUGCUGAGCCUGGGAGACCUCUGCAAAGUGCGGAUUUGGCACGACAACAAAGGAAUAGCACCAGGCUGGCACUUGGAAUAUAUCGACGUGACGGACUCUGCCAUGGACAAGACAUUCCGCUUCCAGUGUGAUCGCUGGCUGGCUAAAGGUGAAGACGAUGGGCAGCUCAUAAGGGAACUGGCUUGCGCCAAUAAUGACAUCCUGGAACUGAAGGAACGGACUGUCUAUGAGAUUGUCACAGUAACAAGCGACAGAGAGGACGCAGAAACAAAGGAAAACAUCUGGAUCAUCUUAGAAGGCAAGCUGGGCCGCUCGAAAGAAUUCCUUAUGGAAAACUCCUCCAAGAAGAGGAGAUUUGAAAGGGGAGCAACAGACACAUUUCAGUUUUCUUCAAAGAACGUGGGUGAUAUUGCAGCCAUCUGUGUUGGUCACUGCCCAAAAGACGGGAAAAAGUCAUCUGCAAAAGCUGAUGUCUUCUGGCACGUCCAAGAGAUUAUCAUAACAGAGAUGGAGCUUUGCAACAA